Penicillium verrucosum is the source of this 894-nucleotide messenger RNA. RefSeq lists its product as uncharacterized. The record is from RefSeq and is a predicted model, not a curated record. Gene Ontology annotation, molecular function: catalytic activity. The coding region runs from base 1 to 894 and encodes 297 amino acids. The transcript has a single exon. NCBI's taxonomy places the organism in Eukaryota, Fungi, Ascomycota, Eurotiomycetes, Eurotiales, Aspergillaceae.
AUGGUUAUCGACUCCGAUUUGGCUGGCUCCACCGGUCUGAAGGCUAUCGGCGCUAAGCACCCCGAGUCCUUUGUCGCAUCUGGUGUCAUGGAGCGCGGCAAUUUCUCUGCUGCUGCUGGUUUCGGAUUUGGCAGCAACGGAGAGCGCCAAGGUGUUUUCUCUACCUUCUCCGCCUUCUUGGAGAUGUGUAUUUCUGAGAUCACCAUGGCCCGUCUGAAUGACUGCACCGUUUUGUCACACUUCUCUCACAGCGGUGUCGACGAGAUGGCCGACAACACUUGCCAUUUCGGUCUGAACCACUUCUUCGCCGACAAUGGUCUCAUGGAUGCCGCGAGCACUGCGCUAUACUUCCCUGCCGAUGGCGAGCAAAUGAAGGCAGUAGUCAACGAGGUGUUCUGGAAUAAGGGUCUGCGCUUCAUCUUCUCCACUCGUGCUAAGGUCCCUUACAUCCUGAAGGAGGGUACCGACCAGAAGCUCUUCGGUGAGGGCUACAAGUUCGUUCCUGGCAAGGAAGAAGUCAUCCGUAAGGGCUCUGCUGGGUACAUCGUCUCAUACGGUGACAUGAUCUACCGCUCGCUUGAUGCUGUCGAGAACCUGCGUGCGGAAGGCCUCGAUAUCGGUCUUAUUAACAAGCCUACUCUUAACGUGGUCGACGAGGAGACCAUCAAGGUCUAUGGAUCCUCACCAUUCGUCCUGGUUGUUGAGUCGAUUGCGCAGAAGACUGGUCUCGGCUCUCGCCUGGGUACUCACCUCCUUGAGCGUAAAUUCACGCCCAAGUUCAAGGCCAUGGGUGCUAUUAAGGAGGGCUGUGGUGGUCUGUACGAGCAAGUCAAUGCUCAGGGCCUUGGGCCGAGCGAUAUCAUCGCGGCGGUUAAGGAGGUGUCUGGAAACUAA